Messenger RNA from Cucurbita maxima (winter squash), 1391 nucleotides. Its product is annotated as NADPH-dependent alkenal/one oxidoreductase, chloroplastic. Lineage: Eukaryota; Viridiplantae; Streptophyta; Magnoliopsida; Cucurbitales; Cucurbitaceae. The record is from RefSeq and is a predicted model, not a curated record. Bases 79 to 1245 code for a protein of 388 amino acids. The transcript has 4 exons. Gene Ontology annotation, molecular function: oxidoreductase activity, acting on the CH-CH group of donors, NAD or NADP as acceptor.
UUAGAAAAGGCGCAAUUUAGCGCCAACGAGAUAAGCCGUAGAGGGAGUCUCUGUAGAAAUUGUGAAUUGAAGAAAAAUAUGGAAGCGACUCUCGCAUCCACACUUUCGCAACUCAAAUCUCCUUUCCAGUCUCUCUCUUCCAAAUUGUGGCCUUCAGUUUCCCUUACUUCCCGGGAAAGUAAACGGAAGACGAUUAGGUACGCUCCGGCAACGGUGAGUUUGCCGGCUUCUCGCAUUCGUCUCAGAGUGUUCGCCAAUUCGCAAUCGGCGCCUGCUUCUGCCGUGACGUCGGAAGUGUCGUCGGUGCCUUUGGAAAUGAAGGCGUGGGUGUACGGUGAGUAUGGAGGCGUCGAUGUGUUGAAAUUUGAUAGCAGUGUAUCGGUGCCUGAAGUGAAGGAGGAUCAGGUUCUGAUUAAGGUCGUUGCGGCGGCGCUUAACCCUGUCGAUGCUAAAAGGAGGCAGGGGAAGUUCAAGGCCACGGAUUCUCCUCUUCCGACAGUUCCAGGAUAUGAUGUAGCAGGUGUGGUGGUGAAGGUGGGAAGUCAGGUAAAGGAGCUAAAAGAAGGGGACGAAGUAUAUGGCAACAUCAACGAGAAAGCCCUCGAUGGCCCCAAACAGUUCGGUUCUCUUGCAGAGUACACUGCUGUAGAGGAAAAAUUAUUAGCCUUAAAACCCAAGAAUAUUGAUUUUGUUCAGGCCGCUGGGUUGCCUCUGGCUAUUGAAACAGCCUACGAAGGUCUGGUAAGAACCAACUUUUCUGCUGGCAAAUCAAUUCUCGUUCUCAACGGUACUGGUGGAGUUGGAAGCCUAGUCAUUCAGAUAGCAAAACAUGUGUUUGGAGCUUCAAUAGUUGCAGCCACUUCGAGCACUGGAAAGUUAGAGUUCUUGAAAAGUUUGGGUGUGGAUUUAGCCAUUGAUUAUACCAAGGAGAACAUCGAAGAUUUGGCCGAAAAAUUUGAUGUAGUCUACGAUGCAAUUGGGCAGUGUGAUAAGGCGGUGAAAGUAGUGAAAGAAGGUGGCAGAGUCGUGGUGCUGACAGGCGCAGUGACAGAGCCUGGUUUCAGAUUUGUGGUCACUUCAGAUGGAGCUGUUCUGAAGAAACUGAACCCAUUCCUGGAAAGCGGGAAGGUGAAGCCGAUCGUGGACCCAAAAGGACCUUUUCCAUUCUCUAAGGUCGCAGAGGCCUUCUCAUAUGUUGAAAGCAGCCGAGCCACUGGAAAAGUAGUCAUACAUCCAAUCCCAUGAGGGUACUAAUCUGUGAGAUCUUCGAGAAACCUUUCCCUUCUUUACUCUGAAAUGGCUCUGUAACUAUUGGAAGUAUCCCAGCAUGGAUUGACAUUAAAAGGAUCUUAUUGCACUGUUAAAAGAGAAUGAAGCAAGCCAUUUCAUUA